CCCCCGGACUCUUCAAACCAAUGGACCCUCUACUUCCGUUGGUGCGACAGUUGACGCAGUGGUUACUUCCUGUGAGUUGAUUCUUCACCAUGAGUUCAGACGCGCUCCUGCUGCUGGAGACGGUUCAUUUCUCUGCAGAGAAACAUCGCAACCAGCGACGUAAAGAUGCGGAUGAAACUCCGUAUAUCAACCAUCCCAUCGGUACGUCCUCUACCGCCGUGACUUCAGGAGUAGCAAGAAUCCUGAGCCAUGAAGGAGGCAUCACAGACGUUGAGGUUUUGCAGGCUGCUCUGCUUCAUGACACCGUGGAGGACACUGACACCACGCACGCCGAGCUCGAGAACAAGUUUGGAUCGACCGUGGCUCAUAUCGUCCAGGAGGUGACUGACGACAAGAGUCUACCCAAACAGGAGAGGAAGCGUCUGCAGGUGGAACACGCGGCUCAUUGCAGUCGUCAGGCCAAACUGGUCAAACUGGCUGAUAAACUGUACAACCUGAGGGACCUGAACCGCUGCACACCUGUUGGACAGCGGCGCGGGUGCAGGAGUAUUUUGAUUGGUCCUCAGAAGUGGUUAAAGGCCUGAGAGGGACAAGCUCGGUUCUGGAGGAGAAGCUGGACGAGCUGUUCACACACAGACGAGUCUCAACAACCUGACUGAAAACUGAACAAUUCCCUCCCAAAUACAUUCAAACUUCAUUAAUUAAAAAAAUGGAAAUAAAUCUUAAUUUCUUA
Hippoglossus stenolepis (Pacific halibut) is the source of this 733-nucleotide messenger RNA. It is a transcript of the gene hddc3, whose product is annotated as HD domain containing 3. The coding region runs from base 90 to 584 and encodes 164 amino acids. Lineage: Eukaryota; Metazoa; Chordata; Actinopteri; Pleuronectiformes; Pleuronectidae. The record is from RefSeq and is a predicted model, not a curated record. The transcript has 4 exons. Gene Ontology annotation, molecular function: guanosine-3',5'-bis(diphosphate) 3'-diphosphatase activity.